GAAUGAUAUAGGGGAAGUCGUGGUUUAGUUGAAAACCUAAAUAGUGUGUGGUUGGGGGCGAUGGAAGAAGAAGCAGUUGGAGAAGGGUCGGAUGCGGUUGGGCGGGCGAGGAAGCUGCUGUUUCGGCGAAUGCUGGUGGGGAUCAAGGAUGGAAGAUUCUUCUUGGGCGGAUUCUACUGCAUCGACAAGCAAGGCAACAUCAUUCUCCAGGAUGCCGUCGAGUAUCGUACCACUCGCCGAUCCUCUCCCUCUCCCCUCGAACAGAGGUGCCUUGGCCUCAUUCUCAUUCCUCCUUCCUGUCGCGCCACGUGUCAUGUUGAUUGCUCUAUCGACGAACAGUUGUCCCUUCUAUCUCUUACUUAGUUAGUUAUUAUUGUCUUCUCUUUCUUGCAUUUUACUCUUGUAUGUUUAUUAAAACUCUUGCUUCAAACUUUACUAUUAUAAUUUAUUAAGAAGAAGCAGCUAAAUUUGCGAGUCACGCAAGCAUAUAUGUUCAAAGCAGAGGCUACUCUACUUGUAUUCAUUUUAUUGAUCGUUAAUUGUAGUCAAAUUAAGACGUCCUUCAUUAAUGGUAUUGUACUAGAGAGCUCACUUUGAUCAAUUAGGGAAACUUUCUGUGCAGCCUCACAUGUUGUUCCAGAAUCAACUUCUAUCCUUUUGGUUGAGAA
This is a messenger RNA of Arachis duranensis, 668 nucleotides long. RefSeq lists its product as uncharacterized. The transcript has a single exon. The record is from RefSeq and is a predicted model, not a curated record. Bases 61 to 363 code for a protein of 100 amino acids. Gene Ontology annotation, cellular component: NatC complex. Lineage: Eukaryota; Viridiplantae; Streptophyta; Magnoliopsida; Fabales; Fabaceae.